Ahaetulla prasina is the source of this 2079-nucleotide messenger RNA. RefSeq names its product ras-related protein Rab-10-like. Gene Ontology annotation, biological process: cellular response to insulin stimulus. Bases 180 to 965 code for a protein of 261 amino acids. The record is from RefSeq and is a predicted model, not a curated record. The transcript has 7 exons. Gene Ontology annotation, cellular component: Golgi apparatus; insulin-responsive compartment; recycling endosome. Gene Ontology annotation, molecular function: GTP binding; GTPase activity. NCBI's taxonomy places the organism in Eukaryota, Metazoa, Chordata, Lepidosauria, Squamata, Colubridae.
CCCUGCAAACCCAAACUCUUGAGAAGAGAGCGAAGCCCAGCGACGGAAGAGGAGCAGCAACCGGCAACGCGGGGUCGACGCUUUGGGCGCCAAUCGCGCCAUCGCUCUAAGGAAGACCUCCUAUCCAGCCACCCCGGCGAAGCCAGCUUUGAUCGACGCCUACCUAUUGCUGGUGGGCCAUGGCUGAGGGGACGGGCUGCGAGGUGCCCAAAGCGUGCUUGGCCAAGAUCGUGAUGGUGGGGGAUUCCUUCGUGGGGAAAACCUCGAUCCUGAGGCGAUACACCGACUUUUGCACCACCGCCUGCGCGCCGCCGUCCUCCUACAUCACCACUGUCGGCAUUGAUUUUAAAGUGAAAACAAUUUCAUGUGAUAAUACAACUAUGAAACUUCAAAUAUGGGAUACAGCUGGCCAGGAAAGAUUUCAUACAUUUACUACUAGUUUUUUCCGAGGAGCACAUGGAUUUGUUCUUGUUUAUGAUAUCACAGAUGGAAAAAGCUUUCAAGGAAUUUCACACUGGAUGAAAGAUAUAUAUGAGAAAGUGGGUGAAAAUACAGACAUAAUACUGCUGGGUAACAAGUGUGAUAAGGAGGCAGAACGUAUAAUUUCAAAAAACAAAGGAGAAAAGGUCUAUCUGGUUCCGUUCAGUCUGGCAAAGAUCCUUCACAUCAUUUACUAUCUGAUCUUUUUACUGGGUAUCUCAACAACUAAACAUGAUUAUGCUUGCAUUGAAAACAUAUGCUGCACCAUAUGCUCCACAAUGAUGUCUAUUUUCAUCAUUUUUAAUCUUGCUUGGGAAUAUGGAAUACCUUUCUUUGAGACCAGUGCAAAGGAUAAUAUAAAUAUUGAAAAUGCAUUUUCAGUUCUAGCCAAAGAAAUAUUGAACAAGAAUUCCUGUGUAUUACUCAACUUAGAUGUGGUGGACCUAAAUGAAAAACUACAAACAAGAUCUUGCUGCAAAUUGUGACUGUACAAAGAAAGAGAAAGCUACUAAUAUUGGUGACUUGUAUAUAUAUCAAAGACUUGAAUCUCUAACAGAUAAAAUUACUCAGUUACACUGAUGCUAACAAAUGAACAGAUUCUUUAUCCAUUGACAUUUUAUGUAAUUUCUGUGGCAAGCCAAACAUUUGAUUUACAUUAUACAUCAUAACUGUAAAGGUUAUUCAGGAUAGAAGAGUAAAAAAAACAAACUAUCUUUAAAUAUUAGCCAUCAUAGCUUAUUUAAACAAUAAACCAAAAAGAUAAACAUGACAUCUUUGUGAAGAUCUGAAUUCAUAUUUACUAGUGAGCACUUUUAAAUACUUUGUAAAAUGAGAAAAGGGAAGAAAGAACUUAGUAUGAACUCAGGAAUGAUGGUCACAUCAAAGCCUCCAAAGCAACCCAAAAUCACAAACACCCAUGAAUUACCUGUAAAUAAAGAUUGAGCAACAACUGAUUUCUCCAUCUCUCUCCAAGAUUCCAAGAAUGCUUUUACAACACACACUUCCUUCUGAGGCCCCUACCAGUUCUCCAGCAUCUUUAGUUUCCAUUAGGAAGGGACAGAAUCUUACAAGUAAGAAUGUGCCUCAGACUUUAUACUUAGGAAAUGCCUUUUAACACUAAUUGAGACAGUCAUUUCUAUUUUUGGGUACUUAUCAAUAAGCAACAACUUAGGUUCUUUAAAAAAAGCCUUUUACCAGAAACAACUAGAGAAACUAAUCACUUGCAGAAGCUUAAACAUUAAGAGAGCGCAGUGUGGAUUUAACAAGAAGGGACAUUUAAUCUCCAAUAAGAGAGGGAUUCUGUAUUACUGUAUAAUGAAAAGAGGGAGAGAAGAAUUAAUAACAAUUGGCUCCUUCAAGUCUCCCUACUUAAGAGUUUACAAGAGUUGUUUGGACACCAAAAGAUCUCUUGUUUUAACUUCAAGCAAAUUCCUCCAAAGUUAACUGUAUCUGAUAGACUUACAUGCAGCUAAAUGAUUACCCAGUGAAAUAGGAUGUAAACAUUUGUUGACAUUGAAACACCCUACAAUCCCUGUAUGCAGGUCAAAAUGAUGGAUAUGUUGGAAUGUAAAUUGGAAAUCUCUCUAUACAUACAGGAGA